CUGAAAACCCCUAAACAAGGAUUGUUAGAAGUUUCUCGCGCAAUCCGGCAUCCGGCGGCAGCACUCACUUCACGUGUAUAAAUCUGGAAGGCGCCCGUUGCAUAACUUUCGCACCGAAAGGGGAACGCAUCUUCAGAUUCAUCUUGCGUGACGGAAACCGGAGAAAAGGCUCCGGCCAUUUUCCCCGGCACGGUGCAGGUGCACUGGCGUUAUCAUUUUAAUUACACUCUUGCGAACUAACAUUGAAUUUAAUUUCCGCCCCAAACAUUUACCAGGGAGUUGAAAGUUUGGCACUCAGCGCAAUUAGUUUUGUGCUCCCGUUUUAUUUUCUUUUUUCGGCAAUUGUUAGUUGCUUGUAUCCAACAUACGGCUGCAAGAAAAGAAAAAUCGUUGAUGUAAAUGUUGCUUCCUUUUUCUUUUUUUGUCUGCCAUCACCAUACUUACCUGUCCACGAUGUACUGCUUUAUUCAUGUAUCUAACCACAAACAUUUGAGGACACAUUGCAGGAGCUCCUGUACAUCUACAGCAACUAUUCUUACUACCCACGGCGCAGUAGUUUUCUAGUGUAUGUGUUGCAUUAAACUACCUUCCCUACUGGUCACACAGUCGUUCCUUUUUACCUGUUCCAUCUGUUCCACCUGUUCCUUACGAAGUCGUCCAUCCAUCAACGUAUCGCUAGCACUUUCCAGCAGUACAAACAGUAUAUUUGUAUAUUUUCAUAAAUCGCUCUAAACCGCCACGACGGUCGAGUGCUUCUCGGAAUGCCCUGUUGUGCAUCAUAAAUAUAGGGUUGGGAAGUACUUUCGGUUUUCCAUAAAGAAACACCUCGGCCGGCACUGCAUCCCUGCAUGGCUGGCCAGGCUUAGACGAUGUCAUCACCGAUUCCAUUCAUCCGCUUUCCGAAAGCGUUGACAAGAUGGGUAACGCUCACCCAGCCUUGUGCCGAGCUGAGAAGCAGGUUCCUCCCUUACCCCAGUGGAGCCGUCAUACAUCGAGCACAAUAAAUCACGACGUCAGGACGUCGUUUGAUGUGUUGAGCUGGAUUGUAAACACUAGGCACCUGCACCGACACACUGGAUUGUCGUAUUGUCCCGGGGCCCGCACGUUGCAUCUUCUUCAGCUAACGAACGAUAUGCUCAAAACAUAACGCCAACACCAACAAACAACAGCGACACCAGAUGUGCUCUAUUGCGAAAGCCCUUUCAUGAGCCUGGUCCAUGUUGCUCUCCAGCGCUGGUAUGAUUCUUACACGAACACAAACAACGACGGUACGAUACGAGUUACCUAUCAGAGCCGUUAUAUCGAGCCAGCUUAUAAAGAGGGAUCCUCCCAAUGUUCUAAUAUUUCUCUCGCCCGAUUGCCUUUCAAGCCGCUUUCAAACUGGUAUCGUAUCGAUUUUAAACAUACAGUUCAAUUUGAUCUCACCGCGCUAUUCGGGUUAGUGUAAGAAGGAUCCUAUCACGCUGCAUGCGUAUCAGUAUAUCAGAGGCCGGGGCUCAAUUUUGUGGCGGCCUCCAAGUAUUCCACGGAUGGUGGCGGUUGGCGAAGGGUAGGAAAUACCGAAAAUGAAUCGAUGUCUACCGGUAACGAUAAUUACUAAUUCUACUCGCUGUUUGUACAGCAUAAUUUCGAUGUGAUUGAUGAUAAAUAUCUAAUUAUCCGAUGUGCCUCGUACAUAGUUCUGCUGUUUGCUCGCACUUUGUCAGCGUGCAAAAGGGGAGGGCGGUCAGUACACCUUUGCUAUAAACCGAGGGAACCAUACCUUGGGAAACGAAACGAUGAAAUGUGUGAGUGUGGCUGUUUGAAAAUUAAAUGGCAAUGCACAAGUGAAAGCUUAAUUUGAACUAUGAAUCAUACACAUACUCUAAUUACAUUAGAUUUACCAGCAGGGUACUCGAAAGCAAUGCCCAUUUCCGUAGUAGUUCUGCGAAAAACAACAUUUUCUGUUAGGAAAAUAGGUUCGAAAAUCACUCUCUCUCGGUAGAAAGAUCGAUUGCAACACGCCACUUGCUAAUGAUGAUCUAUCGUCAUUAUAUUUUGAUGAAUGGAAAACGUGUCCGUAAUUUGGUUUUAGCAAAGACCAGCAAAGUUUACCUUAUCAGUACGUUUAUUCACAUCUUCAAAUCGAAUAAAUAGUUCGGAACUUUUCCACUAGAUGGAGGUGUUUUUUCACCGCAAGGCAAUCCCUAUUUAUGCAUUUUAUGCUUUGUGAAUUUGUAAGCGUUGUUAAUAUCGUAUGAUAAAAAUUAGCUUAAUUUCAAAUCGAUAACAAAUGAGUAAAUUUUUUUGCAGUCAUUUUAAAUACGUAUUUUAAAUUAAAACAAGCGAGAUAUAUAGAAAAUAACUAAAGAACAUUGUUAUCCAAAUGGAAGAAACCGGUUCGCAGUGGAAACAGAUAAGCAGGGAUGUCAAACAUAUAAAAGCACUAUGCAGUAUUUUUUUUAAUUUUGCAUUCUAAGCAAGCAUGAACUGCAAGGAAAUAAUGUUUACAAUUAAUGUUUUAAACAAAUCAAUCGUAUCGUAUCAAAUGAGCCAAAACUGUUGUAAAUAUUUCAAUCAAAAAUGCACCAAAAACUGCAUAUGCACCACAACGAACAUGCCAGAGUUUGACAACGGCGAAACGUUCCAUCUUUGGCGUCCCAACGCAGCAGUGCAGCAUCAUUCCUUCAUUUGGGAGGUACAUCACUUAUAUUUGUCACUCUAUCGCGUAUGUUGAAAAAUUUGUGUGCCCUAGCGCCUAGUGAUUUUUCCCCCUUAAUUAGAAAACUAGAAAACAACACCAACAGGCUAUUUGUAACGUUCCCAAAUAGUGAGUGCAUGUGUGCAAAAAAGUUGGAGUACAGAAUGGAUCGUAUCGUGCGGAUACAUAACACGCAGAGCGUUUCCAAAAUGUUCGCCGCCCUGCAAACGAUGAGGGUGGAAGAAUAUCUUGUGGACGUUUCAAUCAAAUGCGAGAAGCGAACAAUACGUGCCCACAAGUUGGUGCUAUCGUUGGGCAGUAGGUUUUUUAAAAACACCUUUCGAGAUCGUAUCGCCGACCAGGUUACGAUAGUGCUGGACAACAUAUUGUACGAAGAUAUGGUCGCCAUCGUUGAUAUGAUAUAUACGGGCAUAGCAAGGGUAAAGCUUUCCCAGCUUAAAACACUUUUAGCAGCGGCAGAAUCUCUGGAAGUGAAAGGAUUUAACGAUUUGCGACAGUUCCUUACGGAUGAUGGGUUUGAUUUCGAACGGUUCGAGGCCAUCUCUAAAAUUAAUUCAUCCAACGUUGCAGCUGAAUCGCAGUACCAGCAACAGCCAGAACUUCAUACGCCUACAAUCAACGAGUCCGUCCCAACGCAGCCCUAUCAAUCCAAAGCAAAUCAAAUAUCAUCGACGGUCAAUGAUGAUCGCGUGGUGCAAAUCAAUGCACAGCAGAUGGCCAGCUACCCCAGAAGCGCUUCAGCAAAUCUUCCAUCAGUUCCAAAUUUGUUGUACUACACCAAUGAAGCAAACCCACCAAGAUGCGCAUCCGUGUUUGUCAGUAAUGAAGCGACACCAUUACCGUCUAACUCUGGCAACACUUUCACUGCAACUGGUUCUUCGAUCAAUAUAGAAUCAUCGUUGAAUGAAACGCCAAAAAUUCAGGCAUCUUCCACGAUCAAUGCUACUGUUAGAAAUGAUAAUGACAACAUCGUAUAUUACCCACAAAACAAUCCACCGUUUACACAAGCACUGGUAACCUUCAUCGAUCCCAAUCAAGGGCAGGUAUUCAUCAACAGUGCUCCACCUUUGUACAAUUAUUCGAUGAAUCCACAAACUAUUCUGCAACCGGCUUUCCAUGCUGCAACCGAACCGACAAACAGCAAUACUGCUCCGGGAUCUUCAAAUGUUCGACCGACCGAGUCACGGCCCAAACGCGAUUUGAUGUCGAAUACCGCUCAACGACACGAUGUGGCUGAUGUGGUGGUCAUUGAUGAUGAUAUCGAGUGUAUAAGUUAUGUCUGUGGCGACGAUAGUAAUGAAACUGUUUGAUAGAACCACAUAGUACCUGGCACAUAGUAUUAACUUUUAUUUUUCUCUUAACAUUUUGGAGCACGUAUGCAUUGUAUCGAUUUAACACAACCAUAAUUAACAGAAUGCUGUACUCUUUAUAUGUAUUUAUCACUAAUAUUGAAUAAAUUAAGGUUGUUAACAACACACCACUGCACAUACGUAUUUUCAGUAUUACACACAAUUUCAUAAUCAGAAGAAGAAAUUCAUAAUUAUCUUUUCGAGCUAGUAAACACAGUGCUUUGGAACUAUGUCAUGUAGCUAGGCAAUAAUAUAAUAUACAAAUUAAUUAAAAAUGCCUCAUCAACGCCUCGAAGACGGGCCUUGAAGCAGAGUGCCAUCGAGCAUAAUCUGAAAACAAAUAUCUUUCGGGAUGAUUUUCAAGAUUUGACGAAUAACAUACCUAAAUUGGUGUAAAUCCUUUUCUUCUAAUUUUAGAAAUUUAAAUUAAUUGUUAAACAUAAAAAACACUUCUUCCACAAGAAAUGCUUGCUGAACGACAUGCAAAAUCUGGCGAGACAAACCUUAAACAGCUACACCGAAGGAAAUUUUAUGAUCGUUAAACCUAUUUCAUCUGCCAAUUUUUAUAAACCCUCGACCGUGAGCGGCACACCAAGGUUGCAAAAGGCGCCGGAACGUUGGUAUUUAUUGCAUGGCCCCUCGGUAGAUCAUAAAAUCUUGUCAUAACAUGAAGCCGCGCCGCGUUGACGAGUGGUUAGCCUCGGAUCGUGUUGUGUGCACCGCCCGAAUGAUCGAUUUCAUGUUGUUUCGUUUUAAAAAGAUUCAUUUUUUUAUGUUUAUUUUCUAACCUUGAAAAGCCGAAAAGGGUUUUGAUCUUUUUGAUAGUUCCAGCCGAAUUCAAAAUUGGUUUCGCAUGCAUUCCAUCCCAAUAGUAAAAACUAUCGCCUAAUCUUUGCAAAGCUUCAAUUCAUGAAGUGAAGCAAUUCUGGUGUCGGUAAUGAAAUUAAAAGAAAAUAAUUUUGAGAUCCUAUAACUGCGUAGUUCAGGAGCACGGAAUUGAUCAAAAUGUUUGUUAAUUUUUUUUUCUUGUAGAUGUAUUUUUUUGUUUGUUUAGGCAAUAGGUUAGGCAAUAAGUAAUUUCAGUAUUCUUCGUACGUUUUGUGUAUUUUUAUUUAUUCUCUCUUUAUGUAAAUUUAUUUUUAAGAGCGGCCCGGUAUGUGAUAAACGGCGCCGGUUCCACACGACAGGACCGGGCAUCAAAUUACCAUCCGGACCGUCCCUUCGUAGCAAGGACUGACUAAAUCUCUAUAGGUCUUGAUAUGGCCUGACCGUUCUAAAAUGGAAAAAAAAAUCAUAAAUGUAUUUUGAUUUUAUUGGAUUAGUACAUGGAGCUGAUGAUUAACUAUCCAACUACGUGUAAAUCAGGGAUGAGCAACUUUUUAGAGCUUCUGGCCUCAUUCAAAAUCAGAAACUGGUUGCUGAUGCCUGGUGUAAAUAGAUAAGCUAUGCUCCAUAAAAAGCAACAUAACAAGAUGUGAGAAUGGGUGAAUUAAUUUGUGUUCCGCUAAUAUAUUUUUCGAAUGCCCAAAUUCAUCACAAAGCGAAUGUAUAAAUUAGCCCUACACAACACAUCAAUCAUAAAACACGUUCAAUAAGCUAUCAAACGAGCUUAUAUGUAUGUUCGUUAGAACGGUAGAGCGUCGGCAAAUCCAAGACUUUCCACCCAAUUUAAUAGCCAGAUUUUAAAUUCCGAGGAUAUUAACAUACACGACAACCCGCACCUCAAGAACUCAGUGCCGAAAAAAAACAAUCUACAGUAAAAUAAUUGACUCUCACAACAAUGCCAUUGUAAGCGUAUUCUUUAACAAAGCUAUUGUCUACACAUACACGCAUAAGCGCAUUGGAACUGUUCCAUGUUUUCAUUUUUCACCCCCUAAAUCCUUUCGCAACGAAUGGAGCGCCGAACUCGAAGCUGGAACUGUACUACAUCGUCUCCUGUAAACCGGUUUUGCUACACAUCCACACAGUGACGAUGAUGUGAGGAGUUUUAACAGUCAAACAACCUUUUACGCAUUACAACGGUCGCGCGAGAACCCACCGUGUAUGGUUGACGCAUGGUUAGGCAUACGAAAAAAAAUCCCUCAAAAUCAUCCAG
Anopheles funestus (African malaria mosquito) is the source of this 6145-nucleotide messenger RNA. RefSeq names its product protein abrupt-like. Gene Ontology annotation, molecular function: protein binding. Bases 2710 to 4011 code for a protein of 433 amino acids. The transcript has a single exon. Gene Ontology annotation, cellular component: nucleus. The record is from RefSeq and is a predicted model, not a curated record. NCBI's taxonomy places the organism in Eukaryota, Metazoa, Arthropoda, Insecta, Diptera, Culicidae. Gene Ontology annotation, biological process: regulation of transcription by RNA polymerase II.